Messenger RNA from Chinchilla lanigera (long-tailed chinchilla), 863 nucleotides. It is a transcript of the gene Sftpc, whose product is annotated as surfactant protein C. Bases 69 to 647 code for a protein of 192 amino acids. Gene Ontology annotation, cellular component: alveolar lamellar body; extracellular region. NCBI's taxonomy places the organism in Eukaryota, Metazoa, Chordata, Mammalia, Rodentia, Chinchillidae. Gene Ontology annotation, biological process: respiratory gaseous exchange by respiratory system. The transcript is spliced from 6 exons. The record is from RefSeq and is a predicted model, not a curated record.
UCCCUGCGGGCACAUAUAAGAUCCUGGUCACACCUGGAGGAUGCAGAGAGGAGUGAGCCUACGGCAAGAUGGACAUGGGCAGCAAAGAGGUCUUGAUGGAGAGCCCACCGGACUACUCAGCAGCUCCCCGGGGCCAGUUCCGCAUCCCCUGCUGCCCGGUGCACCUCAAACGCCUUCUCAUCGUGGUUGUGGUGGUGGUCCUUGUGGUGGUGGUGAUUGUAGGGGCCCUGCUCAUGGGUCUUCACAUGAGCCAGAAACACACUGAGAUGGUUCUCGAGAUGAGCAUUGGGGCACCGGAAGCUCAGCAACGCCUGGCCCUGAGUGAACUCAUGGGUACCACUGCCACCUUCUCCAUCAGCUCCACUGGCAUGGUUGUGUAUGACUACCAGCGGCUCCUGACUGCCUAUAAACCUGCCCCGGGAACCUGCUGCUACAUCAUGAGGAUGGCUCCGGAGAGCAUCCCUAGUCUUGAGGCUCUUGCUAGAAAAUUCCAGAACUUACAGGGCAAGCCCACUGCAGCUGGCUCUAAGCUGGGCCAGGAGGAGGGACGGGAAGAGGGCUCUCCAGCCUCCCCGGGAGAAGACCUGGCUUUCCUGGGGCUCGCCGUGCGCACCCUGUGCGGAGAGGUGCCUCUCUACUACAUCUAGACUCCGAGGGUGAGCAGCGACCGUGGAGGCCACAGUGAAGAGGAAAGAUUCUCACGCACAGGGUCUUUUGCAGACAGGCUCCUGUCCACGCGCAAAGGGUUGACUCUGGAGAAAGGGAGCUGCCGGAGAGGGUGGGAGGGGGCAGAGGAGAGGUGGCUUCUAUGGGCCUGGGGACUCCUACCACAAAAGAAUAAAGCAGCUUGAUUAAAAAACAAA